AUGCAUCCCCAGGGCUCUCAACACACAAGCUCCUCUGGCUCUGGUCAGACAUCGAGUACUCAGUCCGGACAAUAUCAUCAAAACGAGCCUCGUACGCCCUAUGGUCACAGGUACCAUCAAUCCACCAAUGUGAAUUCCCGUGACAACAGCGUCGGAGGCCUGACCAACCUUUUCAGAGGAUUGAAUCUGCACAAUUCUCGCCCUAAGUCGAAGACCAACUCCGCCGUUCAGAUAAACACAAACAUGGACUGGUCGAAUGCCAACCGUGCGUACAACAGCCCUUUCAUCCUGGUUCCCAAUUCAACCGUGUUCAAUGGUGUUCCGGCUGUUUCCUCAUUCGUCCCCAAUGCAGUCCAUGGUCAGGCUGAUCAGAUGGGACAAUUCUCCUACCUUCCAACAGGAGUUUAUUCAAACGUCAACCCGGUAGUUCCGGGUGGUUAUCCAUCGUGGCCCUACAUGAUGAACUACGACAUGCAUGAUAACAAGCAAGGUCCAUGGAGCCUGUCUGAAGCACAGAAGGGAGCUCAAGGUGAAAACACUGGGCAGGUUCAGUACUAUCCUUCAAAUCUGAUUCCCGGUAUGGAUGGAAGUGCUAUGUCCAGUUACUCCUAUGGGGGCAUGGUUCCAUCCCAGCUAGGGUCACUAUCACUUCCCCUCCAGAUGAUGAAAACCCAGAACGGAUAUGUUGUCCAAGACCUGGAAGCUUUGACUCAACAAGAGCCUGCGAUCCCGCGCGCGGUGCCGGCCAUGUGGACAAAUCCGUCUGAGCUUACACUUGCCAAGUGUCUGGAGAACCGUGAGGGUAUAACCAACGUCUAUAUCCGAGGAUUUCUACCGGAGACCACUGACGAUAUGCUGCAUUCUUAUGCUGCCCGUUUCGGGAAGAUCGAGCGAUGCAAGGCGAUUGUUGAUCUGGAUACCAGUCUUUGCAAAGGAUUCGGAUUCGUUCAGUACUACAGCUUCGAGUCUUGCGAAAACUGCAUUCGUGGAUUCUUUUACCUUGGCUACCAAGCUAGCUUUGCCCAAAAAUCACGCAACUCACGCCUGAAAGAUCUAGAGGACCGGUCGUCUACCAAUAUAUAUUGCACCAACAUUCCGAUAGAUUGGACUGAGGCUGACCUGCGACGUCACUUCGAGCCGUGGCGUGUUGUUUCAGAGAAGAUCAGUCGUGAUGAGAAGACAGGUGUGAGCAAGGAAGUGGGAUUUGCACGUUUCGAGAACCGUGAGGUCGCUGAAAAGGUUCUGAUGGAAUUCCACAAUAUCACCAAGGAGGAUGGCGUGAAGUUGCUUCUGCGCUUUGCUGACACCAAGGCCCAGAAGAUUUUGAAGCAACAAAGCAAUGAACGCCGUGCUUACCGUGCCGGAGAGUACAACUACUCUGUGGAGGUGGUGCAAGGAUCUACUCCAUCCCCUGGGGUGAAACGUGGCUCUCAUCUCACUCCAAACUCUCAAGUCAGCUACACCUCUCCGGCUGGGGUAGGCUCCAACUGGACCCCAGCCACUUCGAUCUCUCCUUGCCACCCACACAUGAAGAAUCCAUCCAGCAGUGCACGAAGCAGUUCCUUGUCCUCUCGAAGCCUAAACGCCUUGGACAACACACCAUCCUAUCGUACUCGUGCUUUCUCCCUCAGUCGUCGGUCCUAUACCGAUCUCUCCGGUGGUUCCUCCAAGACUAUUAUGCCGGAUUCACCGAUCAUGGAGCCUCGUAAGGAGAACAUCAGAGCGGGCUCUGCGUCUCCCGGUUCCUCUCCCAUGAUGCUUCCCUCCUCGGCUCGCUCGUGCACCUAA
Messenger RNA from Penicillium paradoxum, 1788 nucleotides. RefSeq lists its product as uncharacterized. Gene Ontology annotation, cellular component: ribonucleoprotein complex; cytosol; nucleus. Gene Ontology annotation, molecular function: poly(A) binding; poly(U) RNA binding; mRNA 3'-UTR binding. The record is from RefSeq and is a predicted model, not a curated record. Bases 1 to 1788 code for a protein of 595 amino acids. The transcript is spliced from 5 exons. NCBI's taxonomy places the organism in Eukaryota, Fungi, Ascomycota, Eurotiomycetes, Eurotiales, Aspergillaceae.